AUGAAAUUCUUCGAUGUCGCCGUCACAUUCACUGCAGACCAAUUCCAAGGCACCUACCGAGGAAAGCAAUAUCACGAACCAGAUUUUGCAGAAGUCCUGAAAAGAGCCCGAGAACAUGGAUGUGAAAGGACCAUGCUCACCACCAUGACUCUAGAGGGCGCAAAACAAAAUUUGCAGGCAGUGAGGGAGUUCCCCGCGAUGUGCAAAAUGACCUUAGGCGUGCAUCCGUACCAUGCCGCCGAGAUCUAUGAACAGCCAGAGUCCCAAUAUCUGAAUGAGCUGCGCGAACUAGGUGAAACGCUCCUAGCUGAGAGUCCCUCGCCUUUAGCUGCGUUUGGGGAAAUCGGAUUGGACUACGAGUACCUGGAUCGGGCCGAUAAGGAAACGCAGCAACGCGCAUUCCGCGACCAAUUAGAGCUGGCCGUGCAAUUCCAGUUACCGCUGUUCUUGCACGUUCGUGAGUCAGCAGAUGACUUUAUUUCCAUCAUCAAGCCUUUUCUGCCAAGACUGUCGCGUGGUGGAUUGGUGCAUUCUUUUGCAGGGACGAAGGGGGAGAUGCUCCAGCUCGUGGAACUGGGUCUUGACAUUAGUGUCAACGGUAUCUCAUUCCGGACAGAUGAACAGUUGGAAAUGGUCAGAAAUAUUCCAUUGGACAAGUUGCAACUGGAGACUGAUGCGCCAUGGUGCGAGGUCUUGUCUAAUGACCCCAAAAUCGCGGGUUAUCUGGAAACUGCGAAGCCGUUGCCGGCGAGUCGGAAACAUAACAAGUUUGUACUGGGGCAGAUGGUCAAGACACGGAAUGAAAGUUGUACUAUAGAGCGUGUCGGGUUGGUUGUGGCCGGUUUGAAGGGUGUCGCUAUGGAAGAAGUGGCUGAGGCCGCUUGGAAUAAUAGUAGUCGCAUGUUUUGGUUGUGA
This is a messenger RNA of Penicillium psychrosexuale, 915 nucleotides long. RefSeq names its product TatD family hydrolase. The transcript has 2 exons. Gene Ontology annotation, molecular function: 3'-5'-DNA exonuclease activity. NCBI's taxonomy places the organism in Eukaryota, Fungi, Ascomycota, Eurotiomycetes, Eurotiales, Aspergillaceae. The record is from RefSeq and is a predicted model, not a curated record. The coding region runs from base 1 to 915 and encodes 304 amino acids. Gene Ontology annotation, cellular component: cytosol.